Messenger RNA from Triticum dicoccoides, 985 nucleotides. RefSeq names its product cell number regulator 2-like. The record is from RefSeq and is a predicted model, not a curated record. The coding region runs from base 1 to 498 and encodes 165 amino acids. The transcript is spliced from 2 exons. Lineage: Eukaryota; Viridiplantae; Streptophyta; Magnoliopsida; Poales; Poaceae.
AUGGACGCCGCCGAGCAGCUGCCAGCACCGGCCGCGGCGACGCGCGCGCUGGUGCACGCGCAGCCGCCGGUCCACCCCUGGUCCACGGGCCUGUUCGACUGCGCCGAGGACCCCGGGAACUGCUGGAUGACGUGCUUCUGCCCGUGCAUCACCUUCGGGCUGGUGGCGGAGAUCGUGGACCGCGGCUCCCUCUCCAGCGGGGCGAGCGCGGCGCUGUACGUGCUCAUCGGGAUGGUCACCUCCUGGUGGUUCCUGCCCAUCUACACCUGCUUCUACCGCACCAAGAUGCGCGCCCAGUACGGCCUCCAGGAGGCCCCCUACCCGGACCUCUGCGUCCACUGCUUCUGCGAGUGCUGCGCCCUCUGCCAGGAGUACCGCGAGCUCCACAACCGCGGCUUCGUCAUGGACAUCGGAUGGCACGCCAACAUGGAGCUGCAGCAGCGCGGCGGCGCGGCGACCGUGCCGCCCACCAUGCACGUAGACGGGAUGACACGCUGAUCGUGAUCGAUCGCUGCAAGAGCUAGCUAGCUUAGCCACCUAGCUGUUGGAUCCAAAUCUAUAUACCUUCCAUCUCGAACCAUGAUGCGAGAGGGGUAGUUCAGCUUAGGACAAGAGAUCAAGUUCUCUGGUGAGGGGGUGUGGUAUCUUCUCGGUUCUUAGUGCAGGUGUUCGGCGAGAUCGUUGCCAAGGCGGCUGGCAAUGCCUUCGACGCGCUGUUUCUAUCUUCUCCGACAGGUGUUCGAGCUUGAAGGGCGACUCCAUCUUCAAGGGGUGCUUCUUUUCCUAUCAGUGUAGGUGCUUCUAGGGUGGGUUUGUGUUGUAAGCUGUUUUCUCAACACCUUUGUAUCUUUUCGUUGCUUUUUCGUUGUCUAAUGUGCUUGUGUUGGUUGUAUUCUAGAUGGGGUUGAUGGCUUUUUUAAUUCAAAGUUGGGCCCAUCCGAGCCUCAUUUCUUAGAAAAACUAAUUAGAGACUAAGUUGUCUUGU